AUGGCGGGAGGUGAGGAAAAGCACCAUGAGGGAAAGGAGCGGCUUUCUGAUUCCAAAGAUCAUCGCGGUGCUAAUCAGGAUAAGGCGACGAUGACUGACGUUGAGAUGGCCGUCGUUGACAGCUCGGAUAUUUUCAAGACUAUUAUCACCUACGUCAUUGUGAAUGGAAGCAAAGACAUUGCAAAAAUCACCUUCGACUUCAUCGCAUCCCCGCCGCAAGUCUAUUUCGACGACGUCGAUGUUCGCGCAAUGGCUGUCGUCAAAGUAUCGGAGAAUGAUUUUCUCAAAGUUUUCGAUUGCUUCCUCAAUGGACAAAAUAUCAAAGGAACCCGCAGCCAAUUGGUUGAGAUCUUCGGAAUCCUCAAGAAUCUUAUCAAGGAGGAAAAAGCCAGAAAAGAGGUCAAGCAAAAAAAAGAACAAAAAGAAGAAGAAGAAGGCGUCCAUGAAUAA
Caenorhabditis bovis is the source of this 450-nucleotide messenger RNA. NCBI's taxonomy places the organism in Eukaryota, Metazoa, Nematoda, Chromadorea, Rhabditida, Rhabditidae. The record is from the annotation of a GenBank genome assembly.